This is a messenger RNA of Scaptodrosophila lebanonensis, 603 nucleotides long. RefSeq names its product protein Mabiki. The record is from RefSeq and is a predicted model, not a curated record. The transcript has a single exon. NCBI's taxonomy places the organism in Eukaryota, Metazoa, Arthropoda, Insecta, Diptera, Drosophilidae. The coding region runs from base 1 to 603 and encodes 200 amino acids.
AUGGAGCAAUCGGGAAAUAUUUACGAGCAUAAGAAGUUCAGCACCGCACAGAAACGCAAACGCAGUCAAGCAAGCGAUUCAUCAGCAACGGAUGACGACGUCAUCUUUGUGAUGGAGGCGCCCGCCACAACAGCAAAGCUUUUGGAUCAGCCGCCCGCUAAGCGUCGCCAGUCCACGGCCUUCUUUCGCCCUUGGCUGGAUCAGCCGAGCGCUGAAAUUGAUAGUCAACGCAAAUCCCUAUCGCCAAGUCCCAGCAAUUUGCCGCCAGCCCAGCCAUAUCAUGCCAAUAUGGUGCGCUCCCAUCCACCACGUCAGCGCAGUCCAAAGGAGCAGCAGCAUCGCGAUCGCAACACUCUGGCCAGCCUUCGCUACCGACGCAGCAAACAGGCCCAGGAGGCGGCCCUGGAGCGACAAUACACGCAGUACCGUUCCCAGCACGAACUCAUCCUGGAGCAGCAGAUGCGUCUCAGUCUCUAUUAUGUCCGCUAUCUGCAGCAAGUGGCGGCGACUGCGGCGCCACUCACCACCGAACAACAGCAGCAGCAGUGGCGGCAGCAAAUGGCCCAAGCCCAGACCCCAGUGCUGGCAUCCUUUCGACGAUAG